Messenger RNA from Rana temporaria (common frog), 9141 nucleotides. It is a transcript of the gene FCHO2, whose product is annotated as FCH and mu domain containing endocytic adaptor 2. Gene Ontology annotation, biological process: synaptic vesicle endocytosis; clathrin coat assembly; clathrin-dependent endocytosis. The coding region runs from base 158 to 3124 and encodes 988 amino acids. NCBI's taxonomy places the organism in Eukaryota, Metazoa, Chordata, Amphibia, Anura, Ranidae. The record is from RefSeq and is a predicted model, not a curated record. The transcript has 28 exons. Gene Ontology annotation, cellular component: clathrin-coated pit; plasma membrane; cytoplasm.
CCAGUCCCAGGAGGGGGAGGAGGGAUUCCUUCUGGUUCCGUAGGUUUGGGGAGAAGCGGAGAAGGGAGAGCGGAUCGGGCCGGGGAGCCGGCGGACAGCGGGUCGCAUUGGAGAAGACAGAGGGGGGCUGAGUCCGGCCUCUGAGUCCGCCAGCAGCAUGGUGAUGGCGUACUUCGUGGAGAAUUUCUGGGGGGAGAAGAAUAAUGGGUUCGAUGUGCUAUAUCACAACAUGAAACAUGGCCAGAUAUCAACAAAGGAGCUCUCAGAAUUUAUACGGGAAAGGUCGACAAUUGAAGAAGCUUAUUCCCGGUCAAUGACAAAACUCGCCAAGACUGCUAGCAAUUAUACACAACUUGGGACCUUUGGCCCCGUCUGGGAUGUCUUUAAAACUUCAACAGAAAAGCUUGCUGGCUGUCACCUAGAACUUGUCAAGAAAUUACAGGACCUUAUAAAAGAGCUACAAAAAUACGGGGAAGAACAGUUGAAGUCUCAUAAAAAGACCAAGGAGGAAGUAUCUGGAACAUUGGAGGCUGUACAGAGCAUUCAGAGUAUUACUCAAGCCCUGCAAAAAUCCAAGGAACUGUACAACAUCAAGUGUGUGGACCAGGAGAGGCUGAAAAAGGAAGGUGCAGCCCAGAAAGAGAUCGAAAAGACAACUGAUAUCUCACCAAUGACGCCUUCCCCCAUGCCAAGCGUUGUGCAAAAAAUAAAAAAAAUGGCAUCGCUAAAAGCCAAAAAAGCUACAGAAAGCUACAAGGGCUGCGUUGAGAAGUACGCUGCUGUAAAAUCUGAUUUUGAGCAGAAGAUGGCAGAGACUGCACAGAAAUUCCAAGACAUCGAAAAGGCACAUCUCAUUCGGGUUAAAGAUAUCAUUGGUGGCUUUUCUCAUUCUAUCAGUGAGGUUCACAUUCAGAUUGGCCAGGUUCAUGAAGAAUUUAUAAACAACAUGGCAAACAUCACAGUAGAAAGCUUACUAGAACAGUUUGCAGAGUCUAAAGGCACUGGAAAGGAAAGGCCUGGUCUCAUUGAGUUUGAAGCAUGCAAUACAGCCAUUGCAAUAGAAGGAUUGAGGACGAAGAAAAGAAAGCCAUUUGGGCUUCCAACAAUAAUCAAGAAGGAGAAAGACACAGAAUCUGUAGAGAAUGCAGAUUCUGAUUCAAUAAAUGCUCCUACAGUUGAUGAAGAAGGGUAUAGUAUAAAACCAGAAGAUAACCAGAAUUAUACCAAAGAAAAUCAUUUUUACUCCUCGAGUGAUUCUGAACCUGAUGAUGAUGGGCCUAAAAAAUUUCAUGUUGAGAUCAAACCUGUGCAGCCCAAUAAUGGCUCCCAUCACACUAUGGCCUCCCUAGAUGAACUGAAGGUUUCUAUUGGCAAUAUAUCCCUUUCACCAGCACCUUCUAGGCAAAGCCCGGCACACAUGACCCGGAAUGCUUCAAGUGACGAGAUGACCAAACUAAAGAUUUCGGGAACAACAGAUAGAGUCAACAGUGAUCUUCUGGCCUGGGACCCGUUGUUUGGCAACUCAGUCGAAACCUCUUCUCUCUCUUCAUCCAGUUCUACAGCUGCACUAAAGGAGCCUUUUGGGAGUUUUGCUUUUUCUCCCACAUCUCUGACCUCAAGUAAUAAGUUCACAUUUGACUUCCCUAUGUCUGAUCCCGGGGACGCAGCACAAUCUGAUUUUGGUACCAAUUUUGCCCAUAAUGUUGGCACAGUGAAAGCUCAGGUAGAAAACACACAUCCCCAAAGGCCACAGAUUGCUCUGUAUGAGAGUAACAGCCGAACAUUCAUUAGAGGUCGCAAGAAGAUUCAGAGAUUCCAUAGCGCUUUUGAGAAAGUUGACAACAUGCGGUAUUAUUUAUCGGAGAGAACCUUGAGGAACUAUGUUUUGGAAGACUAUGUAGGUUUCUCUAAUGCCAACUAUUGUCUUGAUGAUGUAUUUGUUGAAGAAAACUCAAAUCCUACUGAGAAGUCUUCAAAGUCUGCCUCUAUCAACUGUAGCCUGCCUACAGUUCAUACAAACAAUGUGUCGCCACCUGCACGACCAACCACACCACUCUCGGUAGGCACAAUUGUACCCCCUCCACGGCCUCCAUCAAGACCAAAGCUUCCCUCAGCCAAGCUCAGUGGAAUAAACGAAGUACCACGACCGUUCAGCCCUCCCGUGACAUCGAACACUAGCCCCCCUUCCUCUGCUUCAUUGCCUCGUGCAGAAAGCUCUUCUUCAAUAUCCUCGUCGGCUUCAAUUAGUGCAGCAAAUACUCCCACUUUUGGUAUAUCGCGUGGGCCCAGUCCAGUUACCUUAGGAUCUCAGGACACACUACCUGUUGCUGUAGCGCUGUCAGAGUCUGUUAACGCUUACUUCAAAGGAGCAGACCCAGCAAAAUGUAUUGUCAAGGUUACUGGGGAUAUGACCGUGUCAUUUCCAAGUGGAAUUAUUAAAGUGUUCACAAGUAACCCAUCUCCAGCAGUGCUUUGCUUCAGGAUAAAAAACACCAGCAAGCUAGAGCAAAUUCUACCAAAUACUCAACUUUUAUACAGUGAUCCUUCCCAGAGCGAUAACAACUGUAAAGACUUCUGGAUGAAUAUGCAAGCAGUCACUGCCUACCUCAAGAAAUCUUGUGAGCAGAACCCAUCUGCCUCUUAUUAUAAUGUGGACAUCUUAAAAUACCAGGUAUCAUCGAAUGGAAUUCAGUCCACACCUCUAAACCUGGCCACCUACUGGAAGUGUAACCCCACCACUACAGAUGUCAGGCUAGAUUAUAAGUACAACCCAGAGUCCAUGGUAGCGCCCAGUGCAUUAUCGAAUAUACAGGUUGUGGUUCCAGUGGAUGGCGGUGUCACGAACAUGCAGUCUAUACCAACUGCAAUAUGGAAUUCUGAACAGAUGAAAGCCCUGUGGAAAAUAUCUGCAAUUUCAGAAAAAUCUGAAAAUGGAGGAUCUGGAUCACUCAGGGCAAAAUUUGAUAUCUCAGAGGGACCUAGCAAUCCGAGCACUCUGGCAGUGCAGUUUGUCAGUGACGGCGGCACCCUAUCUGGUGUGGACAUUGAACUAGUGGGCACAGGUUAUCGCCUUUCUUUAGUGAAAAAGAGGUUUUGCACAGGAAGAUACAUGGCUGACUGUUGAUGCUUUUAACUUAAUUUAAUUUUUAAUCGUGGGAUGUAAGCAAGCCGCUUUCCUGUUAAUUUAUCGGAAAUCUUCCACAUGCUGUUUUAAUUAUAGAUAUAUAUAUAUAUUUUAAUUCUUGACUUGUUUAGAAGGUAUUUCUAUAUUGCUGCCAACUACAGAGUAUACAAAUGCACUUUUUAUGAGUCAUUUUGUGGAAUAUCUCAUCAAUUUUAUGUUGUAGCACUGAAUUUUUCUGCAGUCGUGGUAAAAAUUCAGCUAUAGAAAAAAAAAAUAUAAAAAAUUCAGUUUUUGUGUAAAGAAAAAACUUUCCUAUAUAAACCACCAUUCUUUUAUCAAAAAGCAUAAACUGUUACCUUUUUGUAACAAAUCCAAAACAUCUAUGAGCAAUCGUAUACAUUUGUACAAGAUUUUAUACAGUGGUAAGAAGCCAAGGCAUUAAUAUUUAACAAUACCAUUUUUUUUUACAAGCCUUCAUCUGUGAGCAAUUCAUGGUAAUGUCUAUUCGCCUCUUGUGGACCUAUUGCCUAACAUCAUGGAGUCGGCCAUUUUGUGAAUUGAUCCGUUUUUAAUGACAAUGCAGCACAGUCAUUGAAUUUUGGCUUAGUGAUGACUUUAAGGGCAUUUGUUAACAUCAGGCAGAUUUUGAAUUCUCUUACCAGUUUAUGGGAACGCAAAGCCCACUUGAGUCAGGUCAAAAGAAGGUUAAAUACACCUGUCAAUGAAUUUUGAACGAUCUCAGAAAUAUCUCAAAUUAAGGCUAUCCACACAAUAGGCUAGCCAGGCCCUAAAAGACUAACCACUGGUGUCCUGUCAUUCUUGGUCUAACGCAAUUAAUAUUUAUUUGACUGAGUGCAUGUGGAGUAACCAGUAAAAUUGUUGGCUCUUUGGACAAAUCUGUUCCCACGGGUUAUAUGUACCAUUUACAGGCCACUACUCAAAAUUUCUAUACUCCCCGAGUACACAAUUGGUAAGACUGAUCUUUCUACAUCUGUUUUAUCACUGUACGUAUUGUGCUCUAUGCAACAAGUGUUUUACACCAUGGAUGAAUGUAGUACAGUCUGCAUGGCCCAUAGCUACCAGAUUUUCUUUUUUUUCGUGUCCAUAGAAGUUAUUCUUGGGUCAACUGGUUGCUUUCACUGAUAUGGUCUGUCCUUCAUUAUCUGAUGUCAUACUGUUAAUAUGUCUCAUCAAGGAGGUCUCUUGAUGGGGAGUAGUAACCCUUAAUAACCACUCAGUAGUUUACUAGUCUGAUAACACUAAACUUCUAAUAGCAAAACUGAAGAGUUCAGUAUUGCAAUGAUAUUAAUAACGUGAUUAACAAUAGAAAAAAAAGGCUGUUUAGAUAAUCCUGAAUCUCUCGCUUUGAUCAAAACCUUUCAAUAUGCUGGAUAAUUUCUGCUGAUUGGUUAGAAUAGAUUCUUCUGCAAAAACAAUACUAUGCACAAUGUUUCCUUGAAAAUGACUUUACAAAACAAUGUUAAGUCUGCACAGUUAUUACCUUUAUUGUCCAUUCUGGGAGUUGGGUAAGUGGGUAAACAUCCUUUUUUUGGCUAUGUUAGUUUAUUAAAUAGUACCCAGAAUGCCUCAGUUACAGCAAUACAUGGCAUUGGCUCUGCUCACAAAAUGGCUGCUUCUUUAUAGUGGAGGCAAAAGGUCCACUGUGUCAUCAAUAUACUUACGUCCUUUUCUACAAGACAGUUGUCAUCGAUUUAUCCUUUUAUUGUCAAGCGGAACAAGGAACAAGAUCCAAGUCUUUGUUUUGCUUUUGUAUUACUUUUUUGAAUAAGUUCAGCACAAGUGCAAUUACAAGAAAAAAAAAACAGUAGGAUUUUUGUUACGUGGUCUGUCAGUGAAUUUAUUCUUAAAGGCAAACUAGUUUUGUAUAUGCCUUGACUUCUGUGCCUUUCCCAGCCUGCUCCAGUCACCAUCGUUGUUACUUGAGAAUUGAUUUAGUAACUGAUAUAUAAAGGGCUACUUCACUCUGAUUUAUGCAAAUUUCUGAAACACCCCGCACAGACCUCACCUGUUAGGGCAGAUGCUAUUCACUAGAAGUUUUCAGGUUACUUUGCACUGGGAAGGGAAUAGGGGGACAGCACAAAUACACUGACCAAACCUAAUCAGAAAUUCAGGAAAGAGUAGAGAAAAUAAGCCUGAUAAAAUGUUUAUAUGUGAUCACUAUUGAAGUACUGCCCAAAGUGUAAUCCUAAUUGUUUCACAAGUCCACUGCCUGAUUGAUUUAAUAUAUGUAGCAAAUAUUGUUAGUGACUGAGCACAAAUAUAAGCGUUUUUGACUUUCUAUAUUCCCUCUGAACCUUUUUUCACUUCCCCUAGGCUAUUUUUCUAUUAAAGUGGAAGUUCUCCCUAGAAUUACUCUUCUGUGAUUAAAGCGGAGUUCCACCCAAAAGCCGAAGCUCCGCUUAUCUGCCUGCAUGCCCGCAAUCCCCCCCCCAUCCGGUGCCACAUUUGGAACCUUGCAGGUGGGAGGGGGAACGGGUACCUGGUUUUAAACAGGUACCUGCUCCCACUUCCAGGUGAUCUUGUCACGGCGCCUUCACCUGGAACUUCGCCCCCCCCCCCUCCUCCCAUUUACAAAGUACAGCUCGCUUCACGCAUGUGCAGUAGGAAAGUCUUCACUGGCGGUUUCCCUUACAGGCAAUGGCGGCAGCAGCACCCGAGAGAUGAUGGAAACAUCGACUGGGGUGCCAAUAUCGCUGGAUUUUAGGACAGGUAAGUGUCCUUGUAUUAAAAGUCAGCAGUUACAGUAUUUGUAGCUGCUCUCUUUUAAUUUUUUGUGGGGGGUGGACCUCCUCUUUAAACAGCCAUAUAACACAUGUACCUCAAUAAAUGCAUAGCACAAUGUUUUUCCUCUACCUGUGCUCCUAUUGUCCAGCAAUCAGUAUUGCAAAAUGUCAGAUUUGCCAGCAAAACCUCAUAGGUGUUCCCCCUCCCCCGUGCUAUCCACAUCAAUGCCCGGGCACAGCAGAAGCAUUUCCCAGUCAGGCUGUGCUAUCACAAAAUGUAGAUAGCACAGGAAUUACGCAUUUUUUGCGUGGAGGGCUUUCAGAAACGUAGAUAGCAUUAAGGGGGCUCAGUGACAUCAGUUUCAUGGGGUCUCCGGUAAAUGGCGUUUUUUUUUUAAUGCUGAUUGCUGGCCAACUUGAAAAUGGACAGAAGUCAAACAUAGUACAAGGUACAUUUUAUAUGGCUGUUAAAUGUUCAUAGAGUUAUUUUAGGGUAAACUUCCAUUUAUAUUAAUAUUCAAAAACACAUUUCAGAAGGAGAUUUAUUCACUUUUUUUUUUUUUUAAAUGCACACCUUUUAAUUUCUGAUUUUUUUUAUAUGGAUGUCUUUAACAACUGUUACAUUUUUUUGAAUAGACUGUCCAGUUACCCAUAGCAACUAACAAAAAAAUGGACUUGACUUGGGCUUUGCGGGUAAAAAACCCUGUCGUAUAUCUAAUAAGUGCCCGUGUAUACUGUUUGCUUGAAUGUAGUUAAUUCUUUACAUCCCUUGGCGAGAGAAUAAGCAGGGCAUCUUCUGUCCAUGGCCACAACCAUCAUUGUGUCUGCUGAUUGGAAGUCAUCGGUUUUAAGCCAAGUAGUAUAAGGAUAUCCUAAGCAUGACAGUGAAAAAGAAAUGCCUACAGUGUACAUCCUAAUAAAAUUGGGGUUAAUCCUAAACCUUAUUAUUAGGAAAAGAUUUCAGAUGUAGACAUUGUUCAGUUAAUAGGUGCUGCUUUAUAUAACACUGCUUGUAAUAUAACACAUGUAGUUAUGUCCAUAUAUCAAUUCAACUGGAAACCUAUAACAUUAUAUUAAUAAUUGCCUUUCAGCAUAAGGAGGUAGUGUCGGUAAAACUUGAGAACAGGCUUGGUAGUUGACAAUACUGUGGUCAGCUAUGUUUGCUUUUUCGUAGCAUUUUUAAGUCAAUGUUUAAGAAACUUUCCAUACCUGUCAAUCAUUAUACUCAUUCCUUGCUAAGCAGGCUAGUUACAGUCUACUGAGAGACUGUAUAGAGAAAUAAAGGCCAUGCAGUCAUAUGUGCUCAGUAUGGGGAACGUUCUUGUAUCUGAUGACAUGCUGCCUGGUCAUUCUAUCCUAUGCAAAAUAUAAAAGUCAGAAAAAAAGAUACUGCGUACUCCCUUUUUACAUUUUCCAUUUAAAUGAUGAAAAGAGUUUCUAAAUACGAAUUCUGCUUGAUGCAACCCAUGUAUUGUAAUUUAUUAACCUCUUUUCUGCACAUAUUGUACUCCAUUGUGUAGGAAAUAAAUAAUACAAUUAAGUUUUAUUCCUGAGCAUUGUUCUGUCCCUUAGGCCAAAUGUUCUCCACUCACUAAUGUAAAUUAUAGGGAAGCAAAUUGUCCUUUACUGAUAGUAUUGCCUGAAAGCCUAACUGUUAAUCUGAUAAUAAACCAUAUACCUAAAUAUAUCAUUUACCUUGUAUUAUCCUAUAGCACUAUCCACAAGUCAAAUCCUUGCCAUUUUACCUGCCAGAUUCUGUUUUCUGUAUGCCAUAGAUCACCCUUCUUUGCUCAGCUUAUUGUAAACUAACCAUAAUUCAUCCAAAAAAAAGAAAAUGUUCUCAAGAUUUUAGCGGAACGGAUAUUGAACCUACCUGUAAGUAGCUCAUCUCCUUAACAUGAUGAUUUUCUAAUUCUCAAACUAGAGAGAACAAAUAUCACAUUAAAAAGAAUUGCGCAAUAUACUGCCUUUCCUAUAUAACCAGUUACGGUAACUCUACAGAGACAUGAACCACUACAGUUUGUAAAUUCUGCAGAUACGCAAGUACUUUAUAGCACCAAUCAACCUUCCACUACUUGGAAAUAGCUAUUGAUCCUAUAUUUAGUCAGUAUGAAAAGUCUUUUUUUUUUUUUUUUUUGCAACAAACUUAAGCAAUAAAAACAUUGUGCUUUUAUUUUGGGCAACACUUUUACUAUAAAGUUUUUUUUAACAGUUUGAAAAGCUAAUGGUUGACACUUCUGGUCAUCUCUGAUGUAACCUGUUUAGUACUCUAAUCCAAAUCUACCUAGAGUAAACAUACCCAUAUGUUUGGUUGCUUAGAAUUCCUUCUGUUUAGAAAGUAUGUUGUAAGGCUUGUUGGCAGAAGCCAAGGUUUUUUUUGCUGGUUCAUUUAUGCUUGGAUGGGCUGUUGAGGUAGCCUGUAAUACCCAGUGCACAAUGUUCAAAUUUUGCUGAUUGCCACGUGGAAACUAUAUAUCAGGACUAGACAAAGCUAAAUGAGACAGCCAAUGCACCUAAAUCAUGGAGGCUGCCAUUGUUCAACUCUCCUUAAAAAAGUGCUAGUUGCCUGCCUGCCUGCCAUAUUGAUCUUGGAGGCAGUGACCUGGAACAAUUCCAGGAGUUCUGACUUCUCUCCUGAUUUCUGUGUUUGCUCAGGGCCAGUGACUAGGAAAGUAUUGAAGCUAGAGACAUGUAGACAACUAGAAAUCCUAGGAGAUCGGACAUGGUAAUCCUCAUACUUUUCACUACAAUUUUCCGUUAAGACCUUUCUGUUGAAGCCAGUGGAACUUAAAGUUGGUCACCCAGGUUCAAAUCUAGCUCCUCUUCUACACAUGUUUUAUGGAUCUGCUGCAGACCGAUGCAAUGCUUUGUAACCAACAUUAUAUAGACUUCAACGCAACGAUUGCUGCUGAGCUGGUGUAUUUAAGCUUGUUAUGUACAGUACUGUUUCACAGAGGAAAGCUAAAAUACCCAGAUGUCAUUUCUGCAAAGUGAGAGCAUAGGCCAUUUAGUAAAUGGUAACAUAUUCAUACUGGAGAGCAUUAUUAAAAUGCAUCCUAUGCAUAGACAAAUUGUCAGAAGCGCACCAGCCAGUCCUUUUUUUGUUUUCUUAUCCUAUACCUGAUGGAAUCAAAGUCACUUGAAAUGCUGUUUUUCUCUUUUCUUUAGUCAUUUCAGCAAUGCAAUUACUGAAUGGACUUUAUCACAGAGAACAUUGGGAAGUGGUGAGAACUGAGAAAGUUUUAUUGUACAGUUAGUGCUGAACCCAGGGUU